CAUUAAUUAAAUUGUGAGUGUUUUCUAUUUGCUAUCAGAAAACCAAAAAUGGCAUCAUCCAUAACCCUUGUUAUGGUGGCAGUGUUACUAAUACUCAUAUUUCCUCCCAACAAAGCUUAUGGCAGUGAUGAACAACAACAGUUGUGUUCUCGAAGGUGCGGUGUCCAUAACAUCAGCUCUCCUUUCCGAUUGAAAGACAGUCCAGAAAACUGCGGUGACACAAGAUACAACCUAUCAUGUGAAAACAACAACCAAUUGAUUUUGUAUGAUAUAUCAUAUGGAAGAUACUAUGUACAAUCAAUUAAUUACAACAACUUCACUAUCCGACUGUUGGAUUUCAAUCUUGUUUACUCUAAUUAUUCUCUCCCUCCUGAUUAUUCAUUAGGACUCUAUAACCUCAGUUACACCUUUCCCUACCUUGAUUAUUAUCAAUACAAAAAUGGGAGUUAUUAUACAUUGGCUAAAUCAAUAUUAUUUGUGAGCUGUCCAAAUCAUCGGAUGGAAUAUUCGUAUGUUGGUAACUGUAUGAAUAUUAGUUCAUACUCACAGUAUGGGAAUCCUUUCUAUGUUGGUGCUUAUAGCAAAUCUAUUUCAGAAUUGGGGCUGGGAGACGGAUGUCGUAUAGAGUUUAAGUAUGUCACAUCUUGGGAUUUACAAGAUGGAAACAACAACAACACUUCUUGCACGGACUUCCGCCGUAUGAUGCUUUAUGGAUUUGAACUUUCUUGGCUCAACAGUCUUUGUAAACAUGGAUGGUUUUCACACCUCGAUGAGAAUAGCCAUGUUAUCUGUCAUCGAGUCAUGUAUGUUCUUGCAGGAUGGGUCAUUACGCCUCGUUCUAUUAUGCUUUUAUGUGUGUACACAGUUGGAAUGGUUGCUUUACUGAGCAGUGUUAAAUUUGUGUUUGGAAUACCAUGUAUAAUUGUAUUACUAGUCUACAGAUGGCGCCUGAAACAUUUAUCCGUGUAUGAUAAUGUUGAAGAUUUUCUACAUAGUGACAAUAACAUUACGCCUAUAAGGUACUCUUAUAAAGACAUAAAAAAUAUGACAAAACAAUUCAAGAUAAAAUUAGGCAAUGGAGGUUAUGGAUCUGUUUUCAAAGGACAACUUCGAAGUGGUCGCCUUGUUGCGGUUAAAUUAUUGGACAAAGCCAAGACCAGUGGACAAGAUUUUAUCAAUGAAGUUUCUACAAUUGGUAGGAUUCACCAUGUUAAUGUGGUAGAACUGAUUGGUUUUUGUGUGGAGGGGUCAAAACGAGCUCUUAUAUAUGAAUUCAUGCCAAAUGGAUCACUAGAAAAAUACAUAUUUUCUACAACAAAAGAGAGUUAUUCUUUGAGUUGCGAAAAAUUGUAUGCCAUUUCUUUUGGAGUGGCUCGAGGCAUUGAGUACUUACAUAAUGGAUGCAAUAUGAAAAUUCUCCACUUUGAUAUAAAGCCUCAUAACAUCCUUCUUGACGAGAAUUUUAAUCCAAAACUUUCUGAUUUUGGACUAGCUAGACUUUGUCCAACAGAUAAAAGCAUUGUGACAUUAACUGCAGUAAGAGGAACCAUUGGAUAUAUGGCACCUGAAUUGUUCUAUCGGAAUGUUGGCACAAUAUCUUACAAAGUUGAUGUCUAUAGUUUUGGGAUGUUGUUAAUGGAGAUGGCAAGUAGAAGAAAGAACUUGAAUGCAUUGGCGGAUCAAUCUAGCCAAAUAUAUUUUCCUUUUUGGAUUUAUGAUCAGUUACAUGAUGGAAGGGAAGUAACAAUUGAGAAUGACACAGAUCAAGAGAUGAAAUUGACAAAGAAAAUGAUGGUUGUGGCUUUGUGGUGUAUACAGACAAAACCUGAGGACCGUCCUUCGAUGAAUAAAGUGUUGGAGAUGCUUGAAGAAGAAGGUGAAGAUAUGCAAAUUCCUAAUAAGCCUUACUUUUGCCUACAGGAUCAACCAGUUGCAGAUGUUAAAGAUGAUGAUAUUGGCCGCUCAUGGACUUCGUAUGGUACAACAGUAAGUGAUCCCAAGGAACCAACCUGAUCUCCUUUUGUUUUCAAAUCAAUUACAUGUUUAUAUGCAUCUAGUUUGAUGGUUCUAAGCAUUGGAUAAAUAUAUAUUAAAGGAAUGUAAUACCAUAUCUAUGCAGGAAUGUUCCAACUAAUUAAGCAUUUUGUCUUCUUGAUUAUUAAGGGAUGAUGACAGAAAUGAUUGUAAUCACGUCUAUGGAUAUCUUAUUAUGGAUUAAGAAUGCUUUUGAAAUGUAUUGAAAAUGAAAAGUCCCUUGUUAAAUAAUAUAUAUGAUCACUAGAUAAAGAAAUCAACAAACAAAAUUUUGUCAUGAUCUACCAAUUCUACGGGGAGCUUAAAGCUAGAUUGGACAUUCAUCAAAUGGUUAAUAUGCAAGAUAUUUUGAUAACACUUAUGGACCAGAUGCUGGAGAGAAUGACAUGUAAAGCCUUUUAUGGUAGCAGGAAUUGCUAUGAAUAUGUACUUAACCCCUAGGUACAUGGUUCGAUUCCUGCGGAAGGCAAAAACAAUAUUUCCUGGGCAGCCGAUAAGCGGACCUAGGGGGGAUUAUUGAUUAAGCCGGUAACAUGCUCGGUUGGCCGACACGGUUGAUGCGUGCAGCGGAUAUCGGGGUGUUACAUUAGCCGCCUCUGCCAAAAUGUUUUAGGAAACUCCUUCUCUUGCAGCAUGCAUCUAACCAUCCUCAUCGUCGGUCUAUUUCUCCUUCACUAACCCCAUUUUGCUCUGAAUUGUAAGGGUUGUGAGUUAAGGCUCAAUUCCAACUUCUUCGCAAAAUAUAUUAAAAUUUGCUGACGUAUACUAUAUCCCAUUGUCAGAUCUUAGACAUUUAAUCUUGCAGCCACUUUGAGUUUCCACCAUUUUCUUGAACUCCAUUAAAACUUUCCAGCCACUUCAUGCUUUAAUUUUAAUAAAAAAAUCCAGCAUUUUCUUGUAAAAUCAUCUAUGCAAGAAAUGAAGUAGAAAGUAACUUGUAGUGACAGUGUUCUUUGAGGUCCUGUUAAAUCAGUAUGAAUGAGCUAUAAUUAUUGAGAAGCUCUCUAAGAUGAUUUGUGUAAUGAUUUUCCUAUUUGUUUACCAUUUUUACAAGAAUUACAAUUUGGCAAAUUAUCAAAAAGUACUGGUAAACCUCUUGACAUGUCUCUUUUCUGCAUGUUCAACAUUCUUUCAAGAUGGCAAUGACCACGUCUCUUGUGCCCGAGUUCUAUGGGACUGACUUGAGUGAAAUAGACCGCCAACUCCUCUUGUUCUGGAUCAAAUGAGAAGCUUUUACCUCUCAUCUUAACCCUUAGAACUUCCUAGCCAAUAAUGUCAUGGGUAAGACAGUGUUGAUGUUCAAAAGACACUUUAAAUCCCUUUUUAAUCAACUAACCUAUUGUUAGCAAGUUUUGGUCAAUGUCAGGUACAUAAAGAAUAUCUGAUAUAAUGUUGGUAUAUGAACACGUUGAAAUUGAAAUGGUUCCUUUUCCUUUUGUAGUAAUAUAGCCACCAUUACCUAUUCUAACCUUUGAGACAUUAGUGGGCUUUAAAUCCUUGAAUAGAGUCUUGUCAUAUGUCAUGUGGUUCGUAAAACCACUAUCAAUCAACCAACUAGAGAAUUGCUCCUCGUCAAAUAACAUGUUGCAAAAAAAUAUAAUCUUCUCCAUCUUGCUCAAUAACUUAGGCAUUGGCUUCAUGUUGCUGCUAAAAUUUGCUUCUACAAAUUACAGCUUCGUGUCCAAGCUGAUUGCACCUACUUCAUUUCACGUAUGAUCGUUUCCAACAUUUGUAUUUCGGGUGAUCCAAUUUUCCCCAAUGUUGACAAGGUGAUAACUUUUAUUUUUACCCUUACCAUUGUUUUUGUUUGGUUGUAAGCAUAAUUUUCUCAGCUUAAUGGUUGGUUCUUGACAUGCUUCUUUCUAUUGAUUUUCGCAUGAUGAUGCUUAGCUUGUAAAACGCCUUCGACUGCACCAUCAUGUCUUAUCAACCUUUGUUGCUCUUGGGACUACACAACACUUACAAGUUUCACCAAUGUGAUCUUUGAAAGAUCCUUAGUAUUUCCCAAUGAAGUAAUAGAAACUUCAAAUUUUUCAAGACAAGUCACCAGUAUUUUCUGAACUAUUCUUGAAUCUGAGAGGUCGGAACCUGACAACCUCACCUUGUUAACAAUGUUAAGAGGUCUAUUUGCAUAUUCCUUGACUGUUUCAGACUCCUUCAUUGCAUCUCAAAUUCUUGAACCAGAUACAUUGCUUGCAUUCCCUUGAUUCUUUCAUCUCCUUCAUAUUCAUCCUUGAGAAAUUCCAACUUUAAAUGCUGAUUUGAUCGUCAUGAUUCUCGAAAUGUCUUGUGAGACAACAACAAAUAAAGUGGCUCUUGCCUUUGACUUUCUUGCUUUCUUCUCCUUGUUAUUUCUUAUUUGAGCAUUAGUUGGAUUGUUUGGUAAAUGAAGAACUUCUUAGUCUUCCUCAACAUCUUCAUAGAGGUCAUUUACUUCUAGGUGAGCCUCCAUUAUUGUUGCCCAUAUGUGAUAGUUAUCACCAUCAAACACGCGCGGUGCUAGUUUUCUGUAAGGGGUUUCAAAAUCCAUCUAUUUGAUGAAUUGAAGCAAAGUUUAUAAUUUUUUAUGGUGGUUUCUUUACUGUGUUCACUCACAGGUCCCUCUAAGAAGAAGGCUCUCGAUUCUAAUUUGUUUGUUUAAUGGCAGAAAGAUGAAAAGCGAAAAGGAAGGGAAGUAGAGAAACCAAUGCAUGUGUUAAAGACAAAAUGAAUAAAAUUCAAUUCUGAUCAAUCAGUAACAUAACAAUAACUAAUGGAAAGAAAAAACUGAAAAGCAUCCCAUGUAACCAAGAUUUUAGGGAACUGAAUAAAGAAUUAAUUUACUCCUAAAUUAUAGCAACCACUCCUAACUUGCUCCUAAAAUAUAUCAACCAAAAAUUGACUAAGAUGCUAAAAACUAAAAUAAUAAUAAAUAUCUAGCAGUUAUAAAGCACAUGUUUCAACAAAAGGAUCUAAAAGGAGAAAGAGACGAGAGAGAUUCUAUGUGUGUGUGUGUGUGUGUGUGUGUGUG
Messenger RNA from Vicia villosa (hairy vetch), 5044 nucleotides. RefSeq names its product rust resistance kinase Lr10-like. NCBI's taxonomy places the organism in Eukaryota, Viridiplantae, Streptophyta, Magnoliopsida, Fabales, Fabaceae. The record is from RefSeq and is a predicted model, not a curated record. The transcript is spliced from 3 exons. Gene Ontology annotation, biological process: protein phosphorylation. Gene Ontology annotation, molecular function: ATP binding; polysaccharide binding; protein kinase activity. The coding region runs from base 49 to 2013 and encodes 654 amino acids.